AAGAAGAUGCAGACUACAUCAAAGCCUGAACUUUCAUGACAAAUUAUGAUGAUCACAAGCUUACAGAAAAACCCAGAGGACCUUUUACUGAGAUGAAAGCAUCAGGCUUCACUGAUAAAAUACCACUCUCUGUAAAUGUCAGAGCUUUCUGAUAUGUAAAAACAUGUUCAGUGUCUAGACUUUAUACUGUAUUUACUUGUUUUUUAAGUGUGGCACCGCUCUGGUAAGUCACGUUAUUUUAUAAAUGAGAAUUUAAAUAGUUCAACGUGUCAAUAAAUAUAGAUUACACAGUGUGACGAGAGGAGAGAGAGAGAGAGAUACAUUUAAGCCCUUUUCAACACAACUGACUCCCUUUGCUUCUCAGCUAGAGCUGGAACAGCAGCGCCACCCCAAGGCCGAAAAAAUACAGACAGUGUGAAGAGAUACGAGUAGAUGACCAGGCACCACUUCUCUGUAGAUCAGACUAAAGGGUGGGAGACAGAGGACCUGGGUUGUAAAGCAAAAUGAAGCUGAAAUGGAGAAGAGGGUCUUUAAGUAGAAAGAGAAAGAUAGCAUUUCCACAUGUGAGGAAAUAAAUAGUAUAAAAAAGACAGAUUUUAAUAUAAUAAUCAAUAUAUAUUAUAUUUAUAAAAAGAGAAUCUUGCAAAAUGUUUCCUAAACUGCUCAGAUAAUAAUAAAGUGACGCAAUGCACUGCUGUCAACAUGCACCACAUUUCUAUAUACAAGCAUGUAGAACCACAACUUCUUACCUUAAUUUUCAAAUCCCAAGCAGAACACAACUUUCAUCAUCACGUAUGGUGAUUGAGGAAGUGGAAACCUUUACAGCAUAUGUGAUAUCAACACACCCACAAACAAAACGAGACCAGCUCUGAAAUGUUCAUAAUGAUCCUCUGGUUCGAUAAAAGCAGGAAGUUAACAGAAAAGCUUCGCACCGAGUCGGCUGUCAACUAUUGUUUUUACCUGCAUCUGUGAAUGGUUCAUUUGAGGGAUUGUCGCUGUUGUUGAAUGAUCUCGUCAGAGCUGCUGUCAGCGAUCAAAUGGAGGAUUCACCGUACACUUUUCGACCGGAUAACGCUUCCCUCUCCUCCUCUGUUCUCUCGCUCUGCCCCACCGCCGCCACGCUCUUCUUCCUCCCCUCCGUCUACACACUCCUCUUCCUCACCGCUCUCCCGGGCAACGCGCUGUCUUUGUGGGUGUUCCUGCGGCGCAUCGCCACCGUCUCCCCCAUCCACGUUUAUCUGUCCCACCUGAGCAUCUCCAACCUGUUGCUGUCCCUCACCGCGCCCUUCCUCGCAGCCUACUACGCCCGGGGAUCGGUCUGGACCCAGAGUUACGUCCCGUGUCAGAUGGUCCUGCACGGCGUCACCCCGGUGCUCCACAUCAACAUCUACAUAAGCAUCAUAAUCCUCACUUGGGUGGCCCUCAGCCGCUUCGCGGCCCUCAUCCAGCACACCCACGCCUCCAGGCCCAGCGGCUGCACGAAGCUGCUGCCGCACAGCUUCUUCACCCGCCUCACGACGACCUCCUUCGCCAGGAGGGUGUGUGCCGCAGUGUGGGUGGUGGCGGUAGGGGGCAUUGUGCCGGUGACGGUUUACUACUCUGUGAACGAAGCUGUGAGCGCCAACGCUGUUUCGAAAGAUGGAAGUGUGGCGGUGUGCUACAACUCUGCGGUGGAGAUAGGAGGCAGUCUGUCUAUGGCUUUCAACGUUCCCGUUAUAACGCUGUUCUUUGUGUUUUACCUGCUGGUGCUGCUGUGCUACAUGACGGUGUUGAGGCAUAUCAGACGCUCUCGUCACAACACGAGCGUCACCAACUCCCAGAGCCUGCUGGGUAGGGUGCUCCGAAACAUCGUGGUCAUCCAGGUUGUUCUCUCAGUCUGUCUGCUGCCGUACCAUAUCUUCAAACCCAUCUUCAUUUCUCUGGCUUGUGAUACACAGAGCCCCAACAACAACAACAACAACUGUCAUCCACUCUCCACCUUCGUCGAGGUGAAGAACUGCCUGCUGCUUCUGGCUGCAUUGAGAGGUUCAACUGACCCUUUGAUGUACUUCCUGUUAGACAAGACCUUCCGUCAUCAAACCCGCAGACUUUUGAGGUGCAACCAGAACAACCCCGGAAGCAGAGAGAUGUGUUCGGUUUCGGGAAGGGACAAUCUGAAUGCUGGAAAGUUGGAGGAUGGAAAUGUGGUCAUGGCUACUGUGGAUUCAAGUCAAGGAAGUAUUUUGUAGCCGGCAAGUUUUUUCUU
Messenger RNA from Sebastes umbrosus (honeycomb rockfish), 2245 nucleotides. RefSeq names its product probable G-protein coupled receptor 82. Bases 1038 to 2228 code for a protein of 396 amino acids. Gene Ontology annotation, biological process: G protein-coupled receptor signaling pathway. Gene Ontology annotation, cellular component: membrane. Gene Ontology annotation, molecular function: G protein-coupled receptor activity. The transcript has 4 exons. Lineage: Eukaryota; Metazoa; Chordata; Actinopteri; Perciformes; Sebastidae. The record is from RefSeq and is a predicted model, not a curated record.